Molecule: messenger RNA, 3590 nt
Organism: Trematomus bernacchii (emerald rockcod)
Lineage: Eukaryota; Metazoa; Chordata; Actinopteri; Perciformes; Nototheniidae
Gene: raf1a
Product: Raf-1 proto-oncogene, serine/threonine kinase a
Exons: 19
Coding region: 552-2585 (677 amino acids)
Biological process (GO): protein phosphorylation; signal transduction
Cellular component (GO): plasma membrane; cytosol; mitochondrion
Molecular function (GO): protein kinase activity; ATP binding
Source: RefSeq, a predicted model, not a curated record
UCUUGUUAUGACUGCAAGGUCCUGUUUCAAUCACUGGCGUCAGACGGACGCACGACACCAACUCAAACCUUUUCACCUUCUCCUGAACAACGUAAAUAUUGAUUGAAAAGCAAGGACGUGCCGAGCAACUAAUGGGAGUUUUAAUUUGAAAGUGCUUCACGGGACUUUAACAGUAUCCCUCGUCGUGUCACUUUGAGGGUCCGACGGAUUUUUUCGCUUUUACCACGACUGGGAUAUAAAACUUUUCCUCUUAUUAUAUUUUGUGGCUCGUAAAAUCGACCAGCCUAUGACCUUCACGUCCAACAAUAUUGCAACAUUUACCGGAUACAAGGUUAUUAGAUACAACUUUACGGUUUUAAGAAGUUCGACUUUUUCCCUUUUCUUUGAAUGCGUUGCAAAUAUGAUGAUGUCACCGACGCCACUUUUUCCUGAAGUUAUGGCGGAGCACAACUUUUCUAACUUCUCUUGACUACUCUUUUACACUUCAACACUGAGUCUGCACACCACCAAUAUCCUCCCAAAGAAACCAUUGAGUGCACUUGGCUUUACUAAUGGAGCACCUUCAAGGAGCGUGGAAGACCCUGAGCAACGGCUUCGGGAUGAAGGACUCGGCGUUUGAGGGCCCGUGCCUUUCCCCCACCAUGGUCCAGGGCUUUCCCUACCAGCGCCGCUCCUCGGACGACAGCAAGAUCCCAGACUCCAAGACUAGCAGCACUAUCCGUGUCUACCUCCCGAACCAGCAGCGCACCGUGGUAAACGUGCGACCAGGUAUGACUUUGUACAAUUGCCUGAUUAAAGCACUAAAGGUGCGAGGUCUGCAGCCUCAGUGCUGCGCUGUCUUCAGGCUGCAGCCAGGAGAGAGGAGUAAAAAAUUACGAAUGGAUUGGCACACCGAUUCCUCCUCCCUGAUUGGAGAAGAGCUACAGGUGGAGGUUUUAGAUCAUGUUCCAUUGACAACACAUAAUUUUGUUCGGAAAACAUAUCUGAAACUAGCGUUCUGUGACAUUUGCCAGAAGUUUCUGUUGAACGGUUUCCGCUGCCAAACAUGCGGCUACAAAUUCCAUGAGCAUUGCAGCACCAAAGUGCCCACGAUGUGUGUGGACUGGAGUAACAUCAGACAACUCCUGUUGUGUCCGACACCUGGCGACAGCAGCGGCCCGUCCCUGCCCUCGCUCACGUCCCGGCGAAUGAGAGAAUCCUUGACACGGUUUCCAAGCUCGGCCCACCGAUAUUCCACCCCUCAUGCCUUCAACUACACCGCGCCUUGCACGCCCGCAGGCGGCUGGCUCUCCCAGAGGCAGCGCUCCACCUCCACACCCAACGUCCACAUGGUUAGCACUACCCUGCCUGUAGACUGCAGCAUGAUUGAGCUAGACUGCCUGAAUACGUCCCCCAGCUCCUGGUGCCAUAGAUUCUGGCUGAAGAGGAAAGUAGGUAUUGUGCACUUCUCCCAGUCUUUUGUUGAGGCCUCAUCCGAGAGACCAGAAAAGGAUGCAAUGCGUGAUCAUGACUCGUCGGGUAGUUCCCCCAGCCAGAGCCCCACAGGCUGGUCCCAGCCUCCGUCCAAAGCCCCCGCCCCCAACCAGCGAGAGAGGGCACUGUCCUUCAACACUCAGGAGAAAAAUAAAAUUAGGCCUCGGGACAAGCGGGACUCUAGUUACUACUGGGAGAUCGAGGCCAGCGAGGUCUAUCUGAACAACCGCAUCGGUUCUGGCUCAUUUGGAACCGUGUACAAAGGGAAAUGGCAUGGUGAUGUAGCAGUGAAGAUAUUAAAGGUGACCAACCCAACACCGGAGCAGUUUCAGGCAUUCAGAAAUGAAGUGGCAGUCCUGAGGAAAACACGACAUGUCAACAUCCUGUUGUUCAUGGGCUACAUGACGAAGGACAACCUGGCCAUAGUGACCCAGUGGUGUGAGGGCAGCAGUCUCUACAAACACCUUCACGUCCUGGAGACCAACUUCAAGAUAAUCCAGCUCAUCGACAUCGCCAGGCAGACGGCUCAGGGCAUGGACUAUCUGCAUGCAAAGAACAUCAUUCAUCGUGACAUGAAGUCCAACAACAUCUUCUUGCAUGAAGGGCUCACGGUGAAAAUCGGGGACUUUGGUCUGGCCACAGUGAAGGCCAGAUGGAGCGGCUCGCAUCAGGUGGAGCAGCCCUCUGGGUCCAUUCUGUGGAUGGCUCCUGAGGUUAUCCGGAUGCAGGAUAACAACCCCUACAGCUUCCAGUCUGAUGUCUAUUCCUAUGGAAUUGUUCUCUUUGAGAUCCUGACGGGAGAGCUCCCUUACUCCCUGAUAGCAACAAGAGAUCAGAUUAUCUUCAUGGUGGGAAGAGGCUACCUGUCCCCAGACCUCAGUAAGCUCUACAAGAGCUGCCCCAAAGCCAUGAAAAGGUUGGUGGCCGACUGCAUCAAGAAGUCCAAGGACGAGAGGCCGCUCUUCCCACAGAUUUUGUCCUCCAUUGAGCUUCUCCAGCACGCCCUACCUAAGAUAAACCGCAGUGCCUCAGAACCGUCCCUGCACAGAGCCUCUCACACUGAGGAUAUCAAUGCCUGUACUCUGACCUCCACCAGACUGCCUGAUUUCUAGAGUUUCAGACAGCCCUGCUAUGCCUCCUCUCCUUACACUUACCCCUCCACCUUCUCUUUCAAAAUAUCCAGAACAGUCCAAAUGCUAAGUAUGCCCAAAUGCUAUACACACAGAUGCGAAUGUAAACCUACAAAUGUACAUACAAUCAUACAUAAACCCUGUCUAAUCAAUACAAUAUGUGAGUAAGAGAGGAGAAGGAAGUGGAUCUGAAUGAAGAUGGAUUGCAGUGGGAAGAACACAUGAAGAAGCUGGCUUAAGAUGGUGCCUUGAUUAUCGCUGCACGUAUUAAGAAGUAUGCAGAGGCUCCACGGUGACAAUUUGGUAACAUUUGUAAAUAAGUGCACGCACAGCUACCUAAGACGACGAUAAAUGGACACUGAAGGAAACGCAAGAGGAAGACAGAUGUUUCUCUCUGGAUUUGGGUUCUGUGAUGUGAAGCACAGCCUUCUGUCUGACCGCGCUGGUUUCUGAUGAAGAGGAAUUUAAAGCUAAGAUGCCUUAAGAGGAAACAAAGCCUGGACUAAGAUCCUGCACAAUUCACCUCCUCUUGUCAUCACAAAGCCGUUGGAGGUAGUCCAUUUAGUUGCACAAUAGUAGUUUAUUUUGCAUUGUCUUAAAGGAUAAUGGUGUAGAAAUGGGAAAUUGUUUUUCUUUUUUUAUUGUCUUUUUUGGGGGGGUCAUUUUGGAGAACUAUCAGCCUGUCGGACAGCGAGCAUGAGUGAUGACGGUAAAAUGGAAUUUGCACACACUAGCAAAAGCAAUGGUUAUUUCCUAACCGUAUACAUAUGGCUUCAUAGAUCUGUAGAUACACACACAUUCUUAUCAGUCCUCACAAUGGGAAGGUUAUCAUGAGCUGGACAUGUGGCGGUUGUCUUAAAUGUUUUAAAUGAUUGGAAACUAAUUAGUAUUUGUUGUCUUUUGAUGUCUCUUUCAGGAGGUUAAACGUUUUUUGUGUCCUUGGAUUCGAUAUUUUAAUAAAAUUAAGUUAAUUUCCUUUGCCAAAUA